Molecule: messenger RNA, 4557 nt
Organism: Poeciliopsis prolifica (blackstripe livebearer)
Lineage: Eukaryota; Metazoa; Chordata; Actinopteri; Cyprinodontiformes; Poeciliidae
Product: deleted in malignant brain tumors 1 protein-like
Exons: 17
Coding region: 149-3943 (1264 amino acids)
Cellular component (GO): membrane
Source: RefSeq, a predicted model, not a curated record
CAAGUCCACACAGUCCAUUUUAUUCAUAGGGAUCCGCAUGGCGCGCACAUCCUACAACAUAAACACAUUUUUCGUUUUUUUAUUAAUUUCUAAAUAGUGGGGGAAAAUAUUUGGACGUUCAGAAUUUGUCCUUCUCUGAAGACAUAAUAUGGAAAGUCAGCAUUUUCGUUUCCUUUUAAUUGCAGGUCUGCUGAGCUUACCUUUACUUACAGAAUGUGAUAAAGUUAGGAUUGUCGGGCCUUCACGUUGCGCUGGCAGAGUGGAGAUCUACCAUGACGACGUCUGGGGAACCGUGUGUGAUGAUCACUGGAGCAUUACUAAUGCUGAGGUGGUAUGCCGAGAGUUAAAUUGUGGCGUGGUUAUGGAGGCCAAGAAAGGUGCUUUCUUUGGAGAAGGCUCAAAUGAGAUCUGGUUGGAUGACGUGCAGUGCAAUGGGAAAGAGACCUCCAUUAUCAAGUGCCAGCACAAGCAUUUUGGGAUUAAUAAUUGUGGGCAUAGUGAAGAUGCUGGAGUUGUAUGCUCUGAACAUGUUCGGAUUCUCAAUGGAACCAGUCGUUGCAAUGGCAGAGUGGAGCUCUUCCAAAAUGGCCAGUGGAAACGAGUGUGCAGCAGUGACUGGGGUAAGGAAGAAGCAGACGUGGUGUGCCGGGAGAUCAGCUGUGGCUCGCCUAUUGUUCAGGCUGCAACACAAUACUUUGGAGAGGGACAGGGGCUGCAUGGUGUCAAAGCUAACUGUGUUGGGAACGAGACCUCCAUCUCUAACUGUGUGAUGCAAGAGUUCAGAGAAACUUGCAUUGAUGCUACCAUUUCCUGCAUGAACACCAGGCCAAUCCGGCUAGUAAAUGGGACUAAUCGAUGUUCUGGUCGCGUAGAAGUGUACUAUGAGGGACAAUGGGGAACCGUUUGUGAUGACAAAUGGGGCAUGCAGGAAGCAUCUGUAACAUGCCGAGAGAUGAACUGUGGGAAUGCUCUUGCUGUCAAGUACAAGGCCUACUAUGGAAGAGGACAGGACCAGGUCUGGUUGGACGAUAUUGACUGCACCGGUCAUGAGAAGUCCCUGUCUGAUUGCCCACAUAGAGGUUUUGGAGAGCAUGACUGUGACCACCAUGAAGACGCUGGUGUUAUUUGCUCAGAGAAUGUGAGAUUGAUUAAUGGGACGGACAGCUGCUCUGGCAGAGUAGAGGUCUUCCACAAUGGUCACUGGGGAAAGAUCUGCAGUAACAGUUGGGGUGGGACAGAGGCUACAGUACUCUGUAAAGAACUCAGUUGUGGAACUCCAAAGAAAAACCAAGACGUCUUCACUUUUGGUGACAGCCCACUGGCGGGGUUUAUAAGUAGAUGCUCUGGUAACGUGAGCUCCAUCACUCAGUGUGUGGUGGAUGAACAUGUCGGGAGAUGUGAAGGUGUUUCUAUUGCAUGUGCAGGUAAUCCUCCAAUUCGGGUUGUUAAUGGCACUGACCGAUGCUCAGGUAGAGUGGAGGUUCUGCAUGAUGGCCAGUGGGGAACAAUAUGUGAUGACGAGUGGGACAUCAGAGAUGCCCAGGUGGUGUGCAGAGCCUUGGACUGUGGAUCUGCUCAGACAGCUAAAGGUUCAGCCUUCUUUGGUCAAGGCCAGGGAGACAUCUGGCUAGAUGAUGUAAGCUGCUUUGGGAAUGAAUCGUCCCUUUUGCAUUGCCGCCGACCUCCUUUUGGAGAGAACAACUGUGGCCAUGGGGAAGAUGCUGGGGUGAUUUGUUCAGCUAACCUUAGGCUGAUAAAUGGCACUGACACCUGCUCCGGCAGGGUUGAAGUCUACAAUGGGGGCCACUGGUCAUCAGUAUACAAUCUCAACUUUGAUAUGAAUGAAGCUACAGUGGUGUGCAGAAAUAUGAAUUGUGGAGAUGCUGUUAAGGCCUUUGGAUCAUAUGGGGAAAAUAUGGACCUCAGAGGCUUACAGAUGAGUUGCAGUGGUACAGAGCAGUCCGUCUCUCAAUGCACACUGAGAGAGUAUACCAGAAACAGAAAUGAUCGUACUGAAGAGGCAUCAGUCCAAUGUUCUGGAAAUGUGAAGUUAUCUGAUGGGCCCCAUCGUUGUGCUGGAAGAGUGGAGUUUUUUGAUAAAGGCCAGUGGGGGACUGUGUGUGGGGAAUUCUGGGACAUUAAUGAUGCAACAGUUGUGUGCAGACAGCUGAACUGCGGCAGGGCUCAUAAGAUUACCAAAAUGUCAGAGUUUGGUCAAGGGUCGGGGCAGACGUGGAUUGAACAUAUUGAAUGCAGUGGGAGGGAGUCUACUCUUUCCCAGUGCCCACAAAGACAACUUAGAGACAGAACAUGCAACGCAACUGCCAAAGCUGGUGUGAUUUGCACUGGGAGCUUAGAGGUCCGGUUGGCUAAAGGCAAGGACGAGUGCUCUGGAAGGGUUGAGGUCCGUCAUGCUGAAGCAUGGCAAACGGUUUGUGAUGCAGCCUGGACGGAAAGUAAAGCCGAGGUGGUAUGCCAGUUGCUGGAGUGUGGCCAUGCUUUAAACACUCCUGGUGGUGCUUCCUUUGGUCAAGGCAAUGGAACUGUUGUGGAAGCGAGUGAUUCAUGUUUUGCCAACUUGACUUCUCUUCAAAAAUGCUCAGUAAAUGGCUUUAGUAGAUCAACAUGUGGACAUGAACAUGAUGCUGGGGCUGUGUGUGCAGCCCAGUUGCGGUUGGUUGGUGGCUCAGGCCAGUGCUCUGGCAGAGUGGAGAUCUUCUACAAAGGCCAAUGGGGCACCGUGUGCGAUGAUGACUGGCAAAUGAGCAAUGCUGAUGUGGUGUGCAGACAGAUUGGUUGUGGUCACGCGGUCUCGGCCCCCACCAGUGCACAUUUUGGUAGAGGCUCCGGUCCAAUUUGGUUGGACAAUGUGGAGUGUACAGGCCAAGAAGUUGCACUUACACACUGUAACCACCGUGGUUUUGGAGAAAAUAACUGUGGGCAUGGUGAAGAUGCUGGUGUCAUCUGUUUAGGUGAUCUACAAAAGCCUCAGAUUACUUUGAAUCCUUCUUCAGAGGUAAUCUGGGGUGAGAAAGUGGAAAUCACAUGCACUGUGGCAACAGAACACUUGGGUGGGACAUUUUUGCUAAAAAAGACACAAGGUUCAUUUUCGAAGGAAAAAUUCUCAGACCAUGAGGAGGCGACUUUUACCUUCCCUCAAGCAGAGUUCAACCUAAAUGGGACAUACUUCUGUGAAUAUCAUAAGAAACUGGCAGAUCAAAUUAUUUAUUAUCCUCAAGGAAAUACAGCCGACCUCUCUGUUGGCGUAAAGUUAGGGAUACCCAGCAUCUCUCUAACAUCUGCUCAUCAGAUGGUGAUCUACAGUCCUGUUAAACUAUCCAUCACCAAAGGAAGUGCCUUCUCCAUAACCUGCGCGAUUCAUUCCAGGUUUCCUGGUGGCGUCUUCUACCUGAGCAGGUCUAACAAAAAUAACACUGAGGCCAAACCAGCAUUUGGGCACAACAUUUUCUACAUGGCGUACUUUGAAUUCUCAGAAGUAGAUUUUAAAGACCAAGGAGACUAUGCCUGUGUCUACACUGUUAACAUCUCAUCAAUUCCCUUCCGCUCCUCUCCCUCUAAGACACUCCAAGUCACUGUACUCGCAACCACCUCUUCAUCAGUUGUUGCAGGUGUUGUGAGUGUGUUAGUGAUACUGCUUAUCUUGUUGGUCAUUGGCUUCUUUGUUUGGAGGAAGAAAUGGCGAGGCGCCGUUGUCAUGGCUCAGUUUAACAACAGGUUAGAAUCCAAAAAACAAGAGCUGGACGACAGAGGCAACGGAGCACUCGAUGAAAGGGAACGUACCAACCAGUUGUAUGAUAGAGGACAGCAGGACAGCAUGAAAAGAAUGAACAACAAUCUUGAUUUGGAGAUCACAGAGGAAAAAGUCCCAGAAGAUUUGGCAGGAAGAGUCUGUUAUGAGCGUGAACCACUGGUUGAUCCUUAAUGGACCCUUAAUGGAUCAACCAGCAGUACCAUCCAACACAGGCCUUCUACUUAUUUUCAAAGCAACACAACAUCAAGUUGAAAGGCGGUGUUUACUUUCUCUAUACAUUGUUGAAAACACCAACGCUGAUGUCUUAAUGUUCUGAGACUCCCGAGCAAACUCAUUUGUUAGAACACCAACCUAUCGGGAACAAGCUUUGGACCUUUUGAUGAUGUGUAGAAGCUCCUUACAAGUUCCAAAAAUAAAUAGGAAACUUUGUUGUGUUUUUACAUCUAGUUUUCGAAAAGUAAUUUUUAGUUUUUAUUUUACAAUUGAAUGAUGUAAACCUUAUCAUUUUCUUUAAUGGUAAGUGCAAACAAUGAACAACUGCUCAAUGAUUACACAGAUAAAAUAUAGUUCUAAUCUCUCAUGCAAUAUAAUUCAUUUAGUCAGAAACAAUCAUUUUCAUUCAUAUUCCUGUGGUGAUUUUUAAAUAUAAAGUAAAUCAUAAUGCUAUUUGGUGCAAGGAUGAGCUGAAGGUCUUAAUCACCUUGAAAAAAGAAGGUUUUGGUGUUUCCCAGUAAUUUGCUUUUUGUAAAGUGUGACUGAUUAAUAAAAUUUUGCUUUGAAAAGAG